UCAGGAACGUUAACGAAGAGAAAAAGGAGUGGUGUCCCUUUAAGUCCUCGCUAGUCUGUCGCGCUGUGUGAAUGGUCCUCGGUCUUCCCAUCGUUUCUCUGGUUGUUGUUGUUUUCAUAAUCAUUCUUUAGGGUCAUGGCUGCUCAUUCCAACGAAGAACCGUUCCCUUUCCACGGGUUGCUGCCCAAAAAAGAGACCGGUGCCGCGUCUUUUCUCACCCGGAACCCAGAGUACGAUGGUCGAGGCGUCCUCAUCGCAAUACUCGAUACCGGCGUGGACCCGGGAGCGCCGGGACUGCAGACUACCACAGACGGCAAGCCCAAGAUUGUGGACAUCAUCGACACGACAGGAAGUGGGGACGUGAACAUGGCCACCGUGGUGGAGCCGAAGGAGGGCUCGGUGGUGGGCCUCUCCGGCAGGACGCUCAAUAUCCCGACCGCAUGGAUCAAUCCGUCAGGGAAGUAUCACAUUGGGGUCAAAAAUGGCUACGAGUUUUUCCCCAAGGCUUUGAGGGAAAGACUACAGAAAGAGCGCAAGGAGAAGAUUUGGGACCCUGCCCACAGAGCAGUGGUGGCAGAGGCCUGCCGGAAGGCUGAGGAGUUUGAGAGCGCACAUCCCUCCCCCUCUCAGGCAGAGAAGCUGUGGAAGGAGGAGCUGCAGAGCCACACAGAGCUGCUGGCGUCUCUGGAGAAGAAGUACAGCGAUCCUGGGCCGGUGUACGACUGCGUGCUGUGGCAUGACGGGGUCACCUGGAGGGCCGUGGUGGACACCUCAGAGUGUGGAGACCUGGCAUCUUGCACUGUGCUCAGCUCCUUCAGAGAGAGACAGGAGUUUGCCUCUCUGGGAAACUCUGAGAUGCUCAACUACUCUGUCAACAUCUACGAUGAAGGAAACACUCUGUGUAUCGUCACCAGUGGAGGCGCUCACGGGACGCAUGUGGCCAGCAUCGCGGCGGGACACUUCCCCGAGGAGCCCGAGCGCAACGGCAUCGCCCCCGGGGCCCAGAUCCUGGCCCUCAAGAUCGGGGACACCCGCCUCAGCACCAUGGAGACCGGGACGGGCCUGAUUCGAGCGAUGAUAGAGGUCAUUAACUACAAGUGCGACCUUGUGAACUACAGCUACGGGGAGGCCACACACUGGCCCAACUCAGGGAGGAUCUGUGAGGUGAUCAGCGACGCUGUGCAGAAGCACAAUGUGAUCUACGUGUCCAGCGCGGGGAAUAACGGGCCCUGCCUCUCCACUGUGGGCUGUCCCGGGGGAACCACCAGCAGCGUGAUAGGCGUGGGGGCCUAUGUAACUCCAGACAUGAUGGUAGCGGAGUACUCCCUGAGGGAGAAGCUUCCGGCGAACCAGUACACCUGGUCGUCCCGGGGCCCCAGCACAGACGGGGCGCUGGGGGUGAGCAUCAGCGCUCCGGGGGGCGCCAUCGCCUCCGUGCCCAACUGGACCCUGCGCGGGACCCAGCUGAUGAACGGCACCUCCAUGUCCUCCCCCAACGCCUGCGGGGGCAUCGCGCUGCUGCUCUCAGGACUGAAACGCGACGGUAUUCGCCCCACCGUUCACGCUGUCCGCCGGGCUCUGGAGAACACGGCCGCCAAAGUGGGAGACAUCGAGGUGUUCGCUCAGGGGCACGGAAUCAUUCAGGUGGAUCGGGCGUUUGACUACCUCACGCAACAUGCUCCGCUGCCCACCAGUAAUCUGGGCUUCGCCGUUACCGUGGGAACGCAGCGUGGCAUCUACCUCAGGGAUCCGGUCCACGUCUCCUCUCCCUCCGACCACGCUGUGGGCAUCGAGCCCAUCUUCCCCGAGAACACGGAGAAUUCAGAGAGAAUCUCGCUCCAGCUGCACCUGGCUCUCACCUGUAGCGCCUCCUGGGUGCACUGCCCCUCCUACCUGGAGCUCAUGAACCAGUGUCGCCAUGUCAACGUGCGAGUCGACCCCCAUGGGCUGCGGGAAGGGUUACACUACACUGAGAUUUGUGGUUAUGAUACUACAUCUUCCAGCUCAGGCCCACUCUUCAGGGUUCCCAUUACGGUUAUAAUACCUGCAAAGGUCGUAGAGGACAGUAAUCAGGAGGUCUCCUUCACGGAUGUCCAUUUCAAACCCGGUCAGAUUCGACGCCAUUUCAUCUCCGUCCCUCAGGGAGCGUCCUGGGCAGAGGUCACCCUCACCUCUCACUCGGGCGACGUGUCCUCCAAGUUCGUCCUGCACGCCGUCCACCUGGUGAAGCAGCGGGCGUACCGAGCCAACGAGUUCUACAAGUUCUCCUCGCUCCCGGAGAAGGGCGCGCUGACGGAGGCCUUCCCCGUGCUGCCAGGGCGGACGGUGGAGUUCUGCAUCGCCCGGUGGUGGGCCAGUCUGGGUGAUGUCAUCAUCGACUACUGCAUCUCCUUCCACGGGCUGUCCGUCUCCCCCUCCCCCCUGCACAUUCACGCGGCAGAAAUCAUCUCCAGCUUCGAAGUGCUGUCUCCCCUGAAGUACGAAGACAUCUCACCCAGCAUCACGCUCAAGACCUGGGUUCAGCCGUUAAGGCCCAUCAGUGCAAAGACUAAAGCUCUCGGUCUGCGGGACGUCCUACCCAACAAUAGGCAGCUUUACGAGAUUGUCCUCACAUACAACUUCCACCAGCCUAAGAGCGGUGAAGUGACUCCAAGCUGCCCUCUCCUCUGUGAGCUGCUCUACGAGGCCGAGUUUGACAGCCAGCUCUGGCUUCUGUUCGACCACAACAAGAGAUUGCUGGGCUCUGGUGAUGCCUACCCACAUCAGUACUCUCUGAAGCUGGAGAAGGGCGACUACACGGUGCGCCUGCAGGUGCGGCACGAGCAGGCGAGUGAGCUGGAGCGGCUGAAGGAUCUGCCGUUCAUCGUGUCUCACCGCCUGUCCUCCACGCUCAGCCUGGACAUCUAUGAGACGCACAAGAACGCCCUGCUGGCCAAAAAGAAGGCCAACUCUGUCACCCUGCCCCCCAGCUGCUCCCAGCCCUUCUACAUCACCGCCCUGCCUGACGACAAAAUUCCUAAAGGGACUUCUCCUGGCUGCUACCUGACGGGGUCGCUGGUGGUGUCCAAGAGUGAAUAUGGGAAGAAAGCUGGCCAGGCCUCAGCAAAACGGCAAGGAAAAUUUAAAAAGGAUGUUGUGCCUGUCUUCUACCACCUGAUCCCUGCACCCAACAAGCCCAAGAAUGGAGGGAAAGAGAAAGAGAAGGAUGGGGAAAAGGAAAAAGACGUGAAAGAGGAGUUUGCUGAUGCACUGAGAGACCUGAAGAUUCAGUGGAUGACAAAGUUAGACACCAGCUGUGUCUACGAUGAGCUGAAAGAGAACUUCUCCUCCCACCUGCCUCUGCAUGUGACACGGCUCCACCAGCUGGACUCUGAGAAGGAACGUCUGAAGCGCCUGGGCGAGAUCGCGGCGGCCGCGGACAUCGUGAUCUCUCACAUCGACCAGACGGCCCUCGCCGUGUUCCUCUCCAUGAAGACCGACCCCCGGCCGGACGCCGCCACCAUCAAGAGUGACAUGGAGAAGCAGAAGUCCUCCCUGCUGGACGCUCUCUGCAGGAAAGGCUGUGCGCUGGCUGACCAGCUCCUUCAGCUGAGCCUGCAGGACGGAGCCAGCGCGGGCGAGGUGGGCAGCUCUGACGAUGACCCAGAGGGCGUGGCCAAGACCCUGACUGACACCUUCUGGGAGGUGCAGAAGUGGGCGGAGCUCACCGAUUCUAAGGUCUUAACAUUUUCAUAUAAACAUGCGCUCGUCAAUAAAAUGUACGGAAGGGCCCUGAAGUAUGCAUCCAAGAUUGUGGAGGACAAGCCCAGCAAAGAGAACUGGAAAAACUGCACUCAGUUAAUGAAGUCUCUCGGCUGGACACACUGCGCCACCUUCGCUGAGAACUGGCUCCCGGUCAUGUACCCCACAGACUACACUCCCUUUUGAGCAGCGCGGUGCUGCGCAAAAAAACAUGCCAAGCAAGCAAACAACAUGCAACAACAACACAAACACACAACGCACAGCACGGAACGACCGGACAGCCCACAGAGGGACGUCACAUCCCAACAGUAUCGCAAGACCGCCAGAACGAAUUACAGCGUGGAGUUACAAACGUCAACUCUUCCUUUUAUCCCUGAACCCUGUGGAGAGAGUCUCUCCCUCCCCAUCUCCCUCUCUUUCUCUCCCUUUCUGACACGCACACAAACGCAGGCAUCCUUUAUCUCUGAGCCCAGAGUCUCUCUCACACACACACACACACACACACACACACACACACACUGUUCCUUUUCCUGGGCUGCUUUUUGCCACUCUCUGUCGAGCUCCUGAUUUGUCAGCUGGGGUUCAUCCAGAGGCUUUAGGCCCAGCCAUGUCCAAUCGCCACUCGGAGUGUUGCUGGAUACCAUCAGAGAUGGGUUCGCAUGAAUGAAAAGCUCAUUUUACCCUGAUUUCAGAAGCAUUGUCCGGGACUUACUAAAAACAAACCAACCACUAAUACAUUUUCUAUUGACUUCCUCCCACUCUGGUCUUGGUGAUCAACUCCUGUGUACCAAUGUACAAACAUGCGUUGUUAAAUCUAUAACUGUUCAGGGGCAACACAUCUGUUCUUAUUUUCUCUUUGUGUAUCAUUGUGGCAUGUUGAAAGGAGUUUGGAAGCAUACAGCUUUUUAUUUAAAAUUCUGUUGGAAAUUAAAAUAGGUUCUCUCAUCUAUCCCCACAGCAUAAAUGGCCAAGUUUAAUAAUGUUGACCUGGCCUGCUUGGAAUGGCCCUUUGUUGUUCUUGAUCUUUUGCUUGUUUUCAUAUCUAGUAUUCAGUGCAUAAUCACAACCAUUUUGCCAAAAUAGAACGUUUUUGGUUUAAAGGGAAGGUGUCUUUGUAAAUGUGGGAAUGAGAAAGUUUACAGUAUGCCCAACUUAGAUGAGUUUAAGGAAAAUUAUUGCUGAAGUAGUAAGUGCAGACUUUUGGGAUUGCUACCGGUUUCGUGUUGUCUUAAUCUGACCGUAAAGUCGCUAGAAUAGUUAAUUUUAGGCAUGGAUAGCAGGUGUGUGAAAGACCUGGACUGUAUUAGUAUCUAACCGAAUCAGAAUCUUUGUUCAAACAUGAAUGUAAUGCUUCCGGAUGGAAUCGGUUGUAAUUCUAGAGCUUCAGAAGGCUGAGGCCUUUAAUGAAGUGAACGGUUCUAUUGCAGAGGACACAUGGAACUGUGGGCCUGUCUGAUGGUUCUCUUCUGUCUUACCCGGUCCUGUUAAAAUCGAAGCACCAGGCUGGGCAUAGUCCUGAGCCCGAAGGGCUUGGCUGAACAGUUGUCAUGUUUCUGAAGCCUCUUGUGUUCUGUUAAUAAAGUGUCCCUUCGUUUUCAGUAAACAUAAUUUAAAUGGCCUUAACCAUUCAGCUGUUUCUGCCCGGAGCCCGAGACCCAUUCAUAUCACAAACGUAUUUUGUUAGUCGUUUAUCUAAUAGAUAAUGUAUUUAUGGACUCCUUUUAUUUAUGAAAGCAAACCGUUACAGCCAAUAUUUAUAAAAAAAACAAAAAACAUUUUGAUUAUUUUAUAACCAUUAUCCCUCAGCAACAUAAGAACUACAAACAAGAUAUUUUAACACAGUAUAUGUAUACAAUUGUCAUAAAUAGGAAAAUAAUUCUGAAUAAAAUUAAAUGAAAAUGGAAA
Molecule: messenger RNA, 5646 nt
Organism: Anguilla anguilla (European eel)
Lineage: Eukaryota; Metazoa; Chordata; Actinopteri; Anguilliformes; Anguillidae
Gene: tpp2
Product: tripeptidyl peptidase 2
Exons: 29
Coding region: 136-3927 (1263 amino acids)
Biological process (GO): proteolysis
Cellular component (GO): cytosol
Molecular function (GO): tripeptidyl-peptidase activity; serine-type endopeptidase activity
Source: RefSeq, a predicted model, not a curated record